GGCAGCUGUCGGUACCUCGCAGAGAAAAUCACUCCCGCCAUCCCAGUGGUCGGUGGCAUCCUGUUCUUCUUUGUGAUGGGGACCCUGCUUCGGACCAGCUUCAGUGACCCGGGAGUCCUCCCUCGAGCCACUCCAGAUGAAGCCGCUGAUCUGGAAAGGCAAAUAGAUAUUGCCAAUGGCACCAGUUCAGGGGGGUAUCGCCCGCCUCCCAGAACCAAAGAAGUCAUCAUCAAUGGCCAGACUGUGAAACUAAAGUACUGUUUUACCUGCAAGAUUUUCCGCCCCCCUCGAGCCUCCCACUGCAGCCUGUGUGAUAACUGCGUAGAACAGUUUGAUCACCACUGUCCCUGGGUAGGCAACUGUGUGGGGAAAAGAAACUACAGAUUUUUUUAUAUGUUUAUUUUAUCCCUGUCCUUUCUGACAGUCUUUAUAUUUGCAUUCGUUAUCACACACGUCAUCCAUCGUUCACAGCAAAAGGGAUUCCUCGAUGCCCUUAAGGACAGUCCAGCGAGUGUGCUAGAGGCCGUAAUAUGCUUCUUCUCCGUCUGGUCCAUCAUUGGCCUCUCAGGUUUCCACACGUACCUUAUCAGCUCCAACCAGACCACAAACGAAGACAUCAAAGGCUCUUGGUCUAAUAAAAGAGGUAAAGAAAAUUACAAUCCCUACAGCUAUGGAAACAUCUUCACAAAUUGCUGUGUUGCCCUGUGUGGACCCAUCUCUCCCAGCCUGAUCGACAGAAGAGGCUAUAUCCAGCCUGACACACCACAGCCAGCAGCGCCAUCAAAUGGGAUCACUAUGUAUGGGGCCACACAGUCGCAGAGUGACAUGUGCGACCAAGACCAGUGCAUUCAGAGCACAAAAUUCGUUUUGCAGGCCGCAGCCACUCCCCUGCUUCAGAGCGAGCCCAGCCUCACCAGCGAAGAGCUGCAUAUGCCCGGGAAGCCGGGCCUGGGCACCCCAUGUGCUAGCCUGACGCUGGGCCAGCCCACACCACCUUCCUCCAUGCCCAACCUUGCCACAGAGGCUACGCUUUCAGACAUUAUGCCCCUGAAGGAUGAGCAUGGGGGCCAUCAGUUUCUGACCCCAGAUGAGGCACCCUCACCGCCAAGGAUGCUGGGGGCAGGCAGCCCCCUCACACACAGCCGUACCAUGCACAUGCUGGGUCUGGCCAGCCAGGACUCCCUGCACGAAGACUCCGUGAGGGGCUUGGUAAAGCUCAGCUCUGUGUGACCUGCAUGGCCAGCCCUGGGGACCACAGGUGACAAAUUACUGGACAUAGCCAAACGGACGUUUUCUUUGGAAUCUGCAGAGUGGGCGAGGGGAGCGGAGACCCUCAACAGGAAGAGCCUGGAAUUGAAAGAGGCUGCAUGGACACAGCGCCCUCUGUCCACUGCUCUUGGGACAGACAUGAGGAAAGUUUUCGACACUGGUGGCCAGACUGAAAUUGGACUUAAUGUUACGCUACUAAUUGAAAUCAACCCGCCGUUCCAUUUGUUCAUUAAAACAAAACGAAACAAAAGUCCCAAAGGGAAAAGCCGGCCAGACAUGGGAUUGCAUGCCACACUACAGUCUGUGUUACAGCGGUGGUGUUCCAGAAGAAAAGCUUUCUCUCUGUUUUCCUUCUUUUUAUAUCUUGUGAUACUUUCCAGUGAGACAGACUGAACCCGAUGGGUGAUGCCGUCCUUUGUGACUUAUUGGACUUAGCUGUAUGAGGAUGGGCAUUUCCUGAUGAAGAGGGUUACUGGGUGAGCAUCCCCUGCUGCGGAGGGCAACGGAGGUCCAUCCUGCCCUGGACAGACAUUUUAACCCUCUGUCAAUGCUUAGAUGGGUAUCGUAUUGUGCCACCAUGGGGCAGUCCUUGCCUCCUGUGUGAUGACCUUCCUGUGGACAGCCAAUAAAAUGACUCCUCUGUUAUUUUCUUGAUCUGUA
This is a messenger RNA of Mastomys coucha (southern multimammate mouse), 1929 nucleotides long. RefSeq names its product zinc finger DHHC-type palmitoyltransferase 14 (gene Zdhhc14). Gene Ontology annotation, molecular function: protein-cysteine S-palmitoyltransferase activity. The transcript has 8 exons. Lineage: Eukaryota; Metazoa; Chordata; Mammalia; Rodentia; Muridae. Bases 76 to 1230 code for a protein of 384 amino acids. Gene Ontology annotation, cellular component: endoplasmic reticulum; Golgi apparatus. Gene Ontology annotation, biological process: peptidyl-L-cysteine S-palmitoylation; protein targeting to membrane. The record is from RefSeq and is a predicted model, not a curated record.